Dryobates pubescens (Downy woodpecker) is the source of this 1919-nucleotide messenger RNA. RefSeq names its product ubiquitin conjugating enzyme E2 Q2 (gene UBE2Q2). Gene Ontology annotation, molecular function: protein binding. Bases 97 to 1230 code for a protein of 377 amino acids. The record is from RefSeq and is a predicted model, not a curated record. The transcript is spliced from 13 exons. NCBI's taxonomy places the organism in Eukaryota, Metazoa, Chordata, Aves, Piciformes, Picidae.
GGUCGGGCCGGGCUGGGCUGGGCUGGGCUGAGGCGGAGGGAGGCGGUGGCAGAGCGGGUGAGGCGGCGCAGGCCCGGGCCCGGAGAUGAGGCCAGGAUGUCGGUGUCAGGGCUCAAGGCCGAGCUGAAGUUCCUCGAGUCCAUCUUCGACAAGGACCACGAGCGCUUUCGUAUCGUCUCCUGGAAGCUGGACGAGCUCCAUUGCCAGUUUGUGCUCCUGCCGCCGCCGCCGGGCUCCAGUCCGCAGCCGCCGCCGCCGCUCACCAUCCACUGCAACAUCACGGAGUCUUAUCCCUCUUCAUCACCAAUAUGGUUUGUGGAAUCAGAUGACCCAAACCUGACUUCAGUCUUAGAGCGUUUAGAAGAUAUUAAGAAGAGCAAUACUCUGCUUCUACAACAGCUGAAGCGAUUAAUAUGUGACCUCUGCAGAUUAUAUAAUCUUCCUCAGCAUCCAGAUGUUGAAAUGCUAGAUCAGCCAUUACCAGCUGGACAGAAUGGAACAACAGAAGAAGUUACAUCAGAGGAGGAGGAGGAAGAAGAUAUGGGUGAAGACAUUGAAGAUCUGGAUCACUAUGAUAUGAAGGAGGAAGAACCUGUUGAUGGGAAGAAAUCUGAGGAUGAAGGCAUUGAAAAAGAGAAUCUUGCAAUCUUGGAAAAAAUCAGAAAAAAUCAAAGGCAAGAUCACUUAAAUGGUGCAGUCUCUGGGUCAGUUCAGGCUUCAGAUCGACUUAUGAAAGAACUCAGGGAUAUAUAUAGAUCACAGAGUUACAAAACAGGGAUAUAUUCAGUGGAACUGGUAAAUGACAGCUUGUAUGAAUGGCAUGUUAAGCUUCUAAAGGUUGAUCCUGAUAGCCCACUGCACAGUGAUCUUCAGGUCUUAAAAGAAAAAGAAGGUGUAGAAUACAUUUUACUCAACUUCUCUUUUAAGGAUAACUUCCCUUUCGAUCCUCCUUUCGUGCGAGUGGUAUCUCCUGUGCUCACAGGAGGGUAUGUCCUAGGUGGAGGUGCAUUAUGCAUGGAACUUCUUACUAAACAGGGCUGGAGCAGUGCCUAUUCAAUAGAAUCAGUCAUCAUGCAGAUCAAUGCCACUUUAGUCAAAGGAAAAGCCAGAGUACAGUUUGGAGCCAAUAAGAAUCAAUAUAAUCUAGCAAGAGCACAGCAGUCCUAUAAGUCACUAGUACAAAUACAUGAGAAAAAUGGCUGGUACACUCCUCCAAAAGAAGAUGGCUAAUGUUGAGGACUGUUGUAUACCUGGACCAAUGUUGACAAAACAAGCUCUUUUUUAUGUUUUCCAACACAGACUCAAGCUAUGAGUGCCCCUAUAACAGCUGUACUGAAGACUUUAGCUAUUAGAUAAGUUAGUGGAUAAUCUGUCAACUGACACAAAGUAUAUGUUACAGCCUUACCAUUCCGCUCUUCUUAGGCAUCUGGAUUGAGCAGUUUGGGCAUUUACUGGUUUUGUUCUUACAGAUUGAACAUAUUUGGGCCAUGCCCUCCCUUCUCACUAUUUUUCUUCUUAUUUGAAAGUAUGAGCUCCCUACAGCAGGCUAUCAAGUUACUAAAGACCGCUCAAUAGGAGUGAGUUCACACACUUUUUGUGUAUUUCUUACUUGCAAUAUGCCAACUGCAGAGACUUGCAUUGUAUCAUUUCAUUUAAAGCCAAGAAGUUUAAUAUGUUGUUUAAUGCUGUUUUAGGAAAUGUCAGGUCAUGCAAAUCACAGUAGGUUGUUUUUUCUUGGUUUGGUUUGUUUUUUUUUCUGGUCUAAAAUGACAGCAUUUGUAGUAUUUCCAAAUUAAUGACUUAGGAAAAACUUCUGUAUGUUAAGUCAUUAAACAUUUUUCAUGGCUGUAUAAGAAUAUGAACUGUUCCUUGGAAAAGAUGCUUUUUGUUUAAACUAUUUUGUUGUUGUUUUGGUUUGG